This is a messenger RNA of Exophiala oligosperma, 3057 nucleotides long. RefSeq lists its product as hypothetical. The transcript is spliced from 3 exons. NCBI's taxonomy places the organism in Eukaryota, Fungi, Ascomycota, Eurotiomycetes, Chaetothyriales, Herpotrichiellaceae. Gene Ontology annotation, molecular function: transmembrane transporter activity. Bases 146 to 1945 code for a protein of 599 amino acids. Gene Ontology annotation, cellular component: membrane. Gene Ontology annotation, biological process: transmembrane transport. The record is from RefSeq and is a predicted model, not a curated record.
CCCCAACGACUCACAGAGGAUCGAGAUAUUCACCAGCAUUGUAUAUGGGUUGAGAUAGGACUAUCCACGGCCCAGAUGCUAAAUGUGCUUAAAUGUCAAUGCUUAAGGCAAUAAUCUGGCGAGAUAUAGGACCUUGAGGCACAAUAUGACCAGCUUUAGCACCAGUCACGACAGCCGCCGGGCAUCCUCCGAAGGGCGUCGUCAAUACGACGACACUGCCCGCCAUGAGGAUUUCGACGAGAGGCCAUCUCUCAUGCUCACCCGCACAAGGUCCCAGGAAUUUAGCAUGACAGAGAGUAUUGCGAUCCAAGAGACUCUACCUCCCGAGAGACCUAAACACUCCCAAGAUGGCACGGAGGAUGGUGAACCUGUCUGGCCUCACUCGAUCAGAUACCUUGUCCAACUGUGCGCAUUCCUAACAAGUCUAAGCUUUGGUGUCACUCAAGUACCAUUACUAUACGUCUUUAGACUCAUGACUUGCGAUGCCUACUACAAGGAUCGUUCAGCUCCUCCCCCAUCUUCAGUCCCGGCUUCGGGCCCCUCUUCACAUAUCCUUCCCAUGCUGGCCUACACUUUCGACAACAGCGGCAAGGACAAACCAGACAGGUGUUCUAUCCACGCAAUUGAAAGCUCAACUGCGCUGUCUGUGUCUCUCCUCGGCGCGAGCACCACGAUAUUCGGCUUGCUCAACCUCUUUUUGACAGGCAGCCUGAUCAAGCGUAUCGGCGUGAAGCGGACUCUCUUCAUCCAGGUUUUAUUUCCUGCUCUACGACUGCUGGUGCAGACUAUCGGCGUCGAAGUAUGGGGUAGUACAGGUAUCAUCAUUAUCCAGUGCAGCCAGAUUGUCAGUAUCUUGGGAGGACCGAGCGGCUACUUGCUUGCGCUGAACACCUUCAUCACAGAGGUGGUGGAGUACGAGGGCCGAACUGCUGCUUUGGGACGGCUGACAGGGGCUAUGAUGUUCGGGUCCGCCAUUGGAUUUCUUGUCGGAGGUGUUGUCGCUGAGAUAUUCGGAGUAAAGGCGCCCUUUCGACUUACGUUCUUACUCUUCAUGAGCGCCUGUGCCUAUGUCGCAAUUUUCCUUCCAUACGUCGCUCCUGAUACCCGGGAGUCGUCCCAACCUCAAUCCGCAAAGGGCAGACCCAGCACAAAGACGGGCUUGAAGCGAUUCUUUGGACCAUUGGGUGUGUUUGCACCGCGCAAGUUUAUUGGCCUGGACGGCGUUGUACGUACGGAAUAUGGUGCUUUCUUAUUGGCAUGUGGUGUAUUUCUGGCCAUCUUAGCCACCGGAUACCUCCCCACGCUUCUCCAGCUCUACGCCACCGAUGUAUUUGCAUUCGGCACCCAGCAGAACGGCUGGCUGAUCUUCAUGUACUCGAUGCUCCGUGGUGUAUUUUUGACCUUUGCUUUUCCCAAGGCCAUCUCUCUAGGUCGAGCAUUCACCACAGCUCGCCAGGCGCGGAUACGUAAACGCAACGCGUUGGAACAGACAGAGUCCAACAGCGAUACGACCGAGCGAGAUCCUCUGCUGGGUCGCACGAGCAAGAAGAAUAAUAAUGCCACUGCCAGACAAGUGGACACCAACAGCGACCGUGCCGCGAGCAAGAAACAGACAACGUUCACUUUCGACCUCACAUAUACACGAGGCUCCCUCAUCGCCGACGGUCUACUCACGCUCCUCUGCUCCUUUGUCCGGCAGGGAUGGCAAAUGUACCUCGUCGCCGCCGUCCUUCCGUUCGCAGCGGGUACGGGGUCGGCGUCAAAAGGCACGAUAUUGCAGAUGGUCGGCAGCGGCGCCAGCAGUUCUGAGCGCACCGACGCUCUCGCCGGUGUGAGUCUGGUGGAGAAUAUGGCGAGACUUUCUACCAGUACGUCAAUUGACAUUACCCCCUCCCUCCUGAUCGUUCCACCCCAGCUCGUACACCGGACCAAUCUGCUAAUUUAACCGCCGACAGCGUUCGUGUUCGGUAUGGUCUUUGCCGGGUUCACGAGCAUAGGACGGACAGAGUUGGUGUUUACUGUCAAUGCGGUAUGUUCUCCCCUUAUUCCUCACAUCCAAUCAGGCCCCCCUCUCAAAGAUGACCGGCCGAUCGAUACUUAUACAUGUAUUGGUGACGAAGGCCGUGGCGAUAGUCGGGUUCGUUGUGCUCUUAUUCGCGCGGUUUCCUCUUGAAGGAAGUGUACCGAUUGAUUCGCUCGAGGUCGACGAUGACGAUGACGAAGCAGAUGAAGACGAUUGAUUCCCUUCACGUGGGGGGAUCGGCACGGUCUUGUAGGCCGACGGCUUGAUCUACUUUCCACGACAAGAAAGACAAAAAGUUGCAUCUUAUUCAGGACGGAUUUAAUACCAUCUAAACGACAGGCAUCAAGCACUCAAUGGCGAAAAAGAAUAGAUUUGGGAAAGAUUGAAACGAUUUUUUGGAAAAGGCAAACAUCAAGGACAUUGGUAUCAUUAUUCUUCGAGCCAGAAUUUCUAAGUGAUCUUACUCCCUCUGCCUCUGUUUCUCUUACUGCGCUGUGCUGGGACAUUCUACGCUAAAGAAGGAAAAUCUCGACCUCCAGUUCGCCACUGAUGGACAUGUGAAGAUGAAUGGAAUGUUGUAGUGAUCUGUUGAAGACCUUUUGGGCGUCCAAUACGGCUCUUCACACGUCCCAUGAUUGAGGCACAUGAAUUAUGACGGGGGAGUGGUCGCCUCAUUCAUAUAUCCACAUCGAUCCUAUCCAAGAUGGCCUUCACUUCGGCACCCUUGCCCGAGCCGGCAUCCAAUUCGGUAAUCAAUUCGGCGGCUUUGGUCUUCAGCUCCUUGACCACUUUCCGCGUGUACUCGAAACUGCCAGUGCUCUCCAUGUAGCUCACGGCGUACAUCUUGACGCCCUCGUCGGUCGUCUUUUGUUUGAGGAUGUUGAUCAGCUGCAAGUUGGCCGGGUUACUCCGUAUCGAAUGGAUGACGGGGAACGAGAACUUGCCCUCCGUCAGGUCCUCACAGAGACCUUUGUUCUUGGUGUACGUGCCCGACGAGAGGUUGAGAUAGUCGUCGCACACUUGAAACACCAAAC